Molecule: messenger RNA, 2715 nt
Organism: Ustilago hordei
Lineage: Eukaryota; Fungi; Basidiomycota; Ustilaginomycetes; Ustilaginales; Ustilaginaceae
Exons: 1
Coding region: 1-2715 (904 amino acids)
Biological process (GO): mitotic G2 DNA damage checkpoint signaling; mitotic intra-S DNA damage checkpoint signaling; meiotic DNA double-strand break formation
Cellular component (GO): Mre11 complex; nucleus
Molecular function (GO): endonuclease activity; manganese ion binding
Source: RefSeq, a predicted model, not a curated record
AUGGCUCGCCUCACACGCCGAACAGGGACGCAAAAGUCGGGCGCUUCCAGAAGGGACUCACAGCAUCACGAUGACGAGCUAGUCUCCUCUUCCUCGCAGCAGAAUGCAGGGGUCGCCGCCGAAGGGUCUCAACACGACCCAGCAGGUCGAUCGAUCCCCAGGAGCGGUGCCCGCCAUCACCAGCCGGAAGGAGCGUCAGAAACUGAGAUGCACCACGACGGGCAAGGCUCAGGGGUGCAUGAUCACGAGCAACCUACCAACAUAGGUGUCCACCCACUUGCACCCUCCACAUUUUCAGCAAGGAGCGAAGCAGAUCACAUCAAGAUCAUGCUCGCAACCGACAACCACCUCGGCUACAUGGAACGCGAUCCUGUCCGCGGUCAAGACUCGAUUCGAACCUUUGAAGAGAUCCUCCAACUGGCUGUGCAGCACGAUGUCGACCUCAUCCUUCUCGGCGGCGAUCUCUUCCACGAGAACAAGCCGAGCAGAGCCACCUUGCAUCAGACAAUGGCACUCUUGCGGCAGUACACGCUCGGUGACAAGCCCAUCUCGAUCGAGCUGCUCAGCGAUCCCAACGACGGCGCACUACCAGGCAAACACUUCCCCGCGAUCAACUACGAAGAUCCCAACUUCAACGUCGGUAUUCCUGUCUUUUCCAUUCAUGGCAAUCACGAUGAUCCGCAGGGUGUGGGCGAGACUGGUGCGCUCUCUGCGCUCGAUUUGCUUUCCGUUUCGGGCCUCAUUAACUACUUUGGCAAGAUUGAGCUGCCUUCUGAUGAUGCUACUGCUCGCUCAUCCUCGGCGAGGACAGCAGGAGGAGGUGCCUUCCAGGAGAAGGGAAUCAGGAUCAAGCCUGUGUUGCUGCAGAAAGGCCAGACCAAGCUGGCCUUAUAUGGAAUGGGCAACAUCAAAGACGAACGUAUGCAUUUCGAGCUGCGUGCCAAUCGCGUUCGCAUGUACCGUCCAGAAGAGGAUCCCGAUUCCUGGUUCAACAUCCUUUGCGUUCACCAGAACCGCGUUGCACACAAUCCAAAAGCUUGCGUACCAGAAACAAUGUUCGACGACUCGAUCCACUUGGUAGUGUGGGGCCACGAGCACGAGCAGAUGAUCCAACCUCAACCUGUCACCGAGAAGCGCUACCACAUCACUCAACCAGGUAGCAGUGUCGCCACCAGCCUCAGCCAGGGUGAGACGGUGGACAAGUGCGUAGCCAUCAUUCAUGUCGAAGAGACGGAUUUCCUUAUCGAGCCGAUCCCACUGCAAACCGUACGUCCCUUUGUGAUGGACGACAUGAUUCUAUCCGAAGAGCUCCAAGAUGCCGGGCUGUCUUCGGAGAGGAGCGACAUCCUCAAACUUGUGCGCAAGCGUGUUGACGGGUUGAUCGUACGAGCAAAGCAAGAGUUCAAAGAACGCUACCCCGGACGUGAAAUGCCUCUUCCGCUCGUCCGGCUUCGAGUGGAAUACACAAACCAGGAGAUCAGCAACCCACAACGCUUUGGUCAAGAAUUCGCUGGCAAAGUUGCAAACCCUAAAGAAGUGCUGCAAUUCACCAAGCAAAAGGCUCUCCGCAGCGGUCGAGGCGAUCAAAAGGAUGACAAUGCAUCCCGUGCCUACGUAGAUGUCGAAGAGCAAGGCUUGCUUCCAGUUGAAAGGCUUGCCAACGUCGAUGUGGGUAAACUCGUGCAGGAGUAUCUUCAGGCGCAGAACCUCGACAUUCUCAACCCCGACGGUUUGGAAGGAGCAGUGCUCAACUUUGUCGAGAAGGACGAUAGGGAUGCGAUUGAUAGCUUUGUGACAAAGAUGCUCAAGAAUAUGGUCAAGGGGUUGGUCACCAUUGAUCCCGAAGAAUCGAGCAUCGAUGGCGAGUUGGAAAGGUUGAGACAGCAGCAGCAACAGCAGAGGAGGGAGAUCGAGGUUGAGAUCGAGCGGAAUGGCAGGCCUGGUGGAGGGACAAGGCAAGGGGCAGAUGUGUCGGAUGAUUCGAUGGUGGAUGAUUUCGAGACUCCUCGACCUAGCUCCCGUGCUGCUGCUGCUGCUGCUGCUACGACGGCGCGUGGUGGGAGAGCAAGGGGUCGCACUGCUGCCGCUCCACCGGUCGAUGACGAUGACGAUGAGGGUGAGGAGUUGGACGAUGGUGCUAGUGCGGCUAGUAGUCGAAGAGGUGCAACUCGACGCACCACGACAGCAACCGCGAGCAGGGCAAAGAAGACCACCGCCUCACGCGCCACAGCUACAACCUCUGCCCGAGCAUCUAACUCAGGCACCUCCGCCGCGGCCGCUACCUUUCUCGGUCCUGAAUCAGCCUAUGCAGAAGACGAGGGCGACCCAGAGGAAGUGAUUGAGGAAACCGCAUCGACACCUGCCCCUCGUUCCACUCGUGGCCAUGCAAGUGUCCUCGAAAUGCUCAGUAAACGGUCCGCACCCACCCCUCCGGGCAGAGGCAAACGCGCAGCUGCGGCUACACCGAGAGCCAAAGCAGCUGCAAAACCGGCUACCGCUAGAAGCAAGCACGCACAACAGCAGCAGGAGGAAGAAAGCAUUCCAAUUAGCGAUGACAAUGAAGAUGGAGAUGCCAUGAUCGAUGAGGAUGAUGAGAACGAUGAGAAUGAUGAGAAUGAUGAGAAUGAUGAGAAUGAUGAGGAUGAUGAGUUUGUGGAGCCUCGAGCUGCCAGGAGUAGGGCUGCUGCCGGUGGUCGGAGGGUGGGGCGUCGGUAA